AUGAACAGAGCAGUAGCUACCUGCUGGGUGUUCCUGCUCCUGUCGGCUUUCCUUUAUGACCAAGUGAUGUCGAAAGGUGGCAGAGGAGGAGCCAGGGGUUCUGCCCGAGGGAGCGCGCGGGGAGGCCGCUCAUCGCGAGUGCGUGGUUCAUCCUCCGUACGGGUGGCAGGGGCGGCUGCAGCCGGGGCCGCGGUUGCACUGGGUGCAGGAGGCUGGUACGCUUCUGCCCAGCGUAAACCAGACGACAGCUCGGAGCGCGGGGACGAUUAUUACAGCAACAGAACAGACUGGGAGCUUUAUUUAGCCAGGACAUCAAGUGCGGUGACCCAUGAGUGCACAUACAGCGGACUGUUCUCUCUACUGCUGCCAAUAAACUUCCUGAUUUCUUGA
This is a messenger RNA of Astyanax mexicanus (Mexican tetra), 390 nucleotides long. It is a transcript of the gene sprn, whose product is annotated as shadow of prion protein. The coding region runs from base 1 to 390 and encodes 129 amino acids. The record is from RefSeq and is a predicted model, not a curated record. NCBI's taxonomy places the organism in Eukaryota, Metazoa, Chordata, Actinopteri, Characiformes, Acestrorhamphidae. Gene Ontology annotation, cellular component: membrane. The transcript has a single exon.